Messenger RNA from Paralichthys olivaceus (Japanese flounder), 833 nucleotides. NCBI's taxonomy places the organism in Eukaryota, Metazoa, Chordata, Actinopteri, Pleuronectiformes, Paralichthyidae. The record is from RefSeq and is a predicted model, not a curated record.
CGUCGCUCUGUGCUCGUCGCUCUGUGCUCGUCGCUCUGACAGAGCAGAGACUGAGUUUAUCUUCUGAACCGUCAGGAUAGAGUUGAUCCGUCAGUGUGAGACGUCGGCGGCCCCUCGGCGGAGCUGCUCCUCUCAUUAUGCCUCAGUGACGGUGGGGCUGCAGGGCCCCUCGUCACAGCCCCUCGUCAUGUCUAAUGCUGGUGUCCGUGGUUAUCGCACUAUCUCGCAGCACCUGAACGACCUGAAGAAGGAGAACUUCAGCCUGAAGCUCCGGAUCUACUUCCUGGAGGAGAAGAUCCAGCAGAAGUUUGAGGAGAGCAGCAAUGACGUGCACAAGAGGAACAUCGAGCUGAAGGUCGAGGUCGAGAGCCUGAAGAAGGAGCUUGAGGACAAACAGCAGCUUCUGGACGAAGCUCUGCUGACGGCCGACAGCCUCUCCGAUCAGACUGAGGCGGAGCUACAGCGUCGUCUGGCCGAGCGGCAGGAGGAGAUCAGCCACAUGCAAGAAAUCCUGGAAACCAAAGUUCAGCUGCUGCAAGAGGAGGCGGAGCUGGCGCGAAGCGAGGCUGAGCGAAUGGCCUCGCUGGCGGACGCUGAGUCGCAGCGAUGUCUGGCUCUGGAGAGAGAGAGGAUGGAGAGGAUGGAGGAGAGCGGAGGAUCAGUGUUUACCCAGCAGGCCCUGGCUGACAAAGACAGGGUGAUCGAGGAAUUGACACAACAGAAACAUUCGCUGGAGGUCAAAGUUCACCACCGCAGAGGACGUGAGGUAUUUUUCAUUGCAUCUAAUCCUCUUCUGCAUUUCUGCACCAAACAAUCACAUUAACGUCCUGAGG